GGAGACGGCGCGCAACAGGAACAGGUCCACCGUUUUUACUUUGCAGCUUGAACCUUUCAGGCGGUACCUUACAGGGCUUUUAGUGGGGCGACCACCUAAACCAUCCCAUUCUCCAAGCAUCUCCAUCUCCAUGUCCAUCUCAUCCCGUCUCCCAGGGCCCUCCACAUCCACAUCCACAUCCUAGAUUCCAGGGCAGGCAUCAAAUCGGCCGAGUUCCAUUGAUACAACUGUCGUCGCUCAAUUGUCUCUCUCUCUCUCUCUCUCCCUCUCUCAUCUCUACUCUCUUCUUUAUCUUCUUUCUCUUCUCCCAAAGGCAAAUCAUGGGAGCCGAAGUCAAGCCUGCUUUGCAGGUGAUUGUAUUGGGCUCAGGAGGCGGUCCUCAAGAAUCAAACACCACUGCUUUUCUAGUCCGAUCUGUUGCCCAAAAAUGGCAUCGUGGCUCUAUCGUCGCCGUCGAUGCUGGCGUCCAUCUCUCUGCCAUCACACGUAUCAUGGAAGAAUCGAUACCCUCUCCGCCACCUCCUCCUCCCUUCACACUCACCACUGGCCCCUUUGCAGGUCUUGAGCUACCUUACUCGUCACCUUCUGCUAAUGCAUCCCACAUCACUCGAUCUCUUGUCGACACAUAUCUCAUCACUCACCCUCACCUUGAUCACAUCUCUGGCUUUGUAGUCAAUACUGCUGGCUUCCCAGGCACAAGGCCAAAGAAACUGGCUGCUCUACCAAGCACAAUCCAAGCUUUCAAGAAUCACAUCUUCAAUAAUGUGAUAUGGCCAAACCUGAGUGAUGAGAACAACGGAGCUGGUCUGGUAACUUAUAUGCGAUUGGUUGAAGGUGGUAGUCCGACACUCGGCGACGGUGAAAGUAGGGGUUACAUCGAAGUUGCAGACGGACUCCUUAUCAAGGUUUGGAGCGUAAGCCAUGGGCAUUGCCUCGAGAAGCAUAGCCACAGGGGCUCGACGUCAAGUGCAUCUACUCGCUUCAGCAGCCAUGAUGCAUCCAUGCCACAGGGCCCCAUCGCGCGCUCAGCAUCUUACUACCCGGGAUCUAUUUCCCUGCAUCGAGGGUCACUCAUGAUCCCCCAAAACAGCUUCAGCCCUGUAACCAAUGUAUCGGAACAGGAGCAAAUUUGCGUCUACAACUCAAGCGCCUACUUCAUACAGGACCCCACCACCCACCGCGAAGUCCUGAUUUUCGGAGACGUUGAGCCUGAUAGUAUAUCGCUAAGCCCGCGGAAUCUGCAUAUUUGGCAACAAGCUGCCCCAAAGAUCGCCGCUGGUAAUCUCAAGGCUAUCUUCAUCGAGUGCAGCUACGACGAGUCGCAGGCCGAGGAUCGUCUGUACGGGCACCUGAAGCCCCGUUAUGUCAUCGAGGAGCUGCGUGCCCUGGCUCAUGAGGUCGAAGUCGAACGCAAGUCGCAUUACUCCGAACCUAAGAAGCGCAAGCGCAUGGGCAGCACGACUGACGAGACUCCACGACGAAAUCCUUCUAUCGCGAAUCUCACCUCUGAAGACCCCGUGUCUCCCAGGACCAUCAAGGCUUCGACACCUGAUUACGUUCACCCUGGUAUUGAAACACCUCCUACACCGCAUCUCGCUUCGCCGACGGCUGAGUUGACGCUCAACCCAUCUGAUUCCUUCACAUCUGUGCCAAAGAUAAAACGGCCCCUCGAAGGUCUCAAGGUUGUCAUCAUCCAUGUCAAGGAUCGACUUGAUGAUGGACCUAAUGUUGGAAACACCAUUCUGAAACAGCUGCAUAAUUUUGAGAGCGAAACGGAGUCGCCCUUGGGAUGCGAAUUUAUCAUCUCCCAUUCUGGUCAGAGCAUCUAUCUCUGAGCACUUCAUCUACAGGCGUUUGCACUUUUUUGCUUUCUCUGGCAUUUAGCCAUAUAUGAUUUCUUCUGUUCUAUAGCACCUGGCUAUAAGCUCCGUGGGCUUGUGCUACUGUUUGGGUUUAUGUUUAUUAAACAUUUUGCUUAUAUGAGGCGACGGUUUGGUUUAUGAGUAUAGCUCAGGGAAUGAAAGGUGGGCAUGUAUCACUCCUAGGGAAUUGUAUUGCAUGAUUGUCAUUUUGUUAUUAAGCCUGGUUUCCGGGCUAGUUUAUUCUAUGUAUUUGGUGUUUGGUCAUGAAUGAAUAUAUACCAAGUCUGGCUUAGUUCUUUUGCUUUUGUAUCUUUUCAACUCCCUCUUGGC
Messenger RNA from Fusarium verticillioides 7600, 2192 nucleotides. RefSeq lists its product as hypothetical. Gene Ontology annotation, molecular function: 3',5'-cyclic-GMP phosphodiesterase activity; 3',5'-cyclic-AMP phosphodiesterase activity. Gene Ontology annotation, biological process: negative regulation of glucose mediated signaling pathway; cAMP catabolic process; cGMP catabolic process. NCBI's taxonomy places the organism in Eukaryota, Fungi, Ascomycota, Sordariomycetes, Hypocreales, Nectriaceae. The record is from RefSeq and is a predicted model, not a curated record. Bases 321 to 1835 code for a protein of 504 amino acids. The transcript is spliced from 2 exons.